GCCGGAACAACCCCAUCGUAAUAGCGUGCUGACUACUUACUACUGACCUACUAUACAGGGAUUUUAGUGACAAAGCCUUGCUCAUUGGCCCUGUUAGAGGCUAGAGACGAAGACCACUGGUAAUGACCAGUAAUGUUGGGAAAAAAUCCACGGAGGACAGCCGACGGGGGAAAAGCCCUUCUCUCCUCUUAGUCCUGAAUUUUUCCCUCGUUUUGCUAUGUACACGAUCUACUAAGGUUCCCCCCGGAGGGGGGGCUUUACCUUUGCAGUUUACGUGCCUAAACCUGCGCGAAUCUGACGGCCUUCCGAAAUGGGGCUUCACAGCCCGAGCCAAAAUGGGUCCAUUUCCUAACCAUAAUUCUCAACAACGAUUACUAACUUAUCUUAACUAACCGCCAGUCUUGUUUUUGUUUAAAAUCUGGUGGCUCCUUCUUGUCCCGCUGGAAACAUAACAUAUAUAUAGCUAGUUUAGUGCGACCCACGCAUUCGGAACAGCUAUAGUCGCAUCUUGAGAGAACUGCUUCUCUCUAC
Aspergillus japonicus CBS 114.51 is the source of this 531-nucleotide messenger RNA. RefSeq lists its product as uncharacterized. The record is from RefSeq and is a predicted model, not a curated record. The transcript has a single exon. Lineage: Eukaryota; Fungi; Ascomycota; Eurotiomycetes; Eurotiales; Aspergillaceae. Bases 123 to 392 code for a protein of 89 amino acids.